CCUCCCACCGCCACAUGCCGAGCGCCGGUCACUGACGUUCCGCACCCUCGAAAUCUGCCGGCGGCCCGGCGGCCCAUGCGCGCGCAGCCCUGCUCACGCGAGCCCUCUGGCCCCGGCUGGACAUGCAUGCACGCGGCGGGGUGCUGGACAUGUGCGCCGAGGCCCAGCGCACCGGGCUGGACUACCGGGCCCGCAAGUCGGACACCUGCCAAAAUAGCACCACCUGCCUGGAGGACUGCGCGGUGUACACCUACCUGGAGGCGGUGUGCGACCGCGGCACGGACCAAUGCUUCCUGGAGAUGGCGGCCGUGCACACGCGCUGUCCCCCGGGCACCGGGGCCCGGGAUCUGAUGGACUCGGUGUCCUACGAUUGCCAGGCCACGGUGGUGGUGCCGGAUGAGUGGGACUCCGGCAGCGGCAGCGCCCUGCCCCCGGGGCCGCACCCCCGGCCGACCGAUCCCCAGCCGAACCGCCUCUGCCCCGAGGGGACCCCCACCACCGAGGAGGACCUGCUGCGGUUCUGCACCUCGGCCGAGGACGACUGCUCCAAAAUCUGCGCCUCCGUCAAGAGCGACUACCACUAUUGCACCGAGCCGACGCUGGCCCGGUGCCAGGAGCGCAUGCUCCACUACAUCGACCGGUGCCAGGAGGCCAGCCCCGACUCGUAUGCCACCAGCAUGAAGGACUUCUGCAAUGGGGCCGGCGGGCCUGGCGGCCUGGCCGCCGGCCGGCCGGCUCUCCUGCUGGGCCUCCUGGCCAGCGCCCUUGCGAUGGGGCUGCUGCUGGUCGGGUGAUGCCGGGCUGGCGCCGCCGCCGCCGCCCGGGCCCGGGUGACGGCGAGCGGGCGCAGGGGACAGGCGCAUGGCCACGUGCGCGCCGGUGCCCCUGGUCCCCGGUGUCCCGCGGGAGAAGGGGAGAGCGAGCGGGCGAGCGAACGAGUGAGAGAGAGAGAGGGAGAGAGAG
Molecule: messenger RNA, 963 nt
Organism: Fonticula alba
Lineage: Eukaryota; Rotosphaerida; Fonticulaceae
Exons: 1
Coding region: 123-794 (223 amino acids)
Source: RefSeq, a predicted model, not a curated record